AUGUAUAAGGUGAUGGCCAGGGCCACAUACCCGUGCGACAACAAAGCAAACAAAACAGGAAGAGGACAGGAAUGCGGAGCAGAGAGAGCGACGAAGCAAGGAAGGCCGAAGGGCCAGGUAGACAGGCAGCAGCUGUUUGGGGAACCUCACCCUGGACUGACUAGGCGGGGAUGUAUCAAAUAUAAUGGCACUGUGCGGGCAGCACAGCCUGAACCACUCUCGCUCGAGGAGUUGGACAGCAGAUUGGCGUCCACGCAACUGAACUUCAAAAACAAGAAGACGAUCAUGCGCCACUCGAUAGCAUUUCAAAAAGAGGAGGGGGAGGAGGGCCGCCCCCGAAAGGAGGACAGGAAAGAGAGAAAGAGAGAGAGAGGAAAAGGACGAGAAGCAAGACGGGGAGGAGGAUGA
This is a messenger RNA of Prorocentrum cordatum, 408 nucleotides long. The record is from the annotation of a GenBank genome assembly. Lineage: Eukaryota; Dinophyceae; Prorocentrales; Prorocentraceae.